Yarrowia lipolytica CLIB122 is the source of this 762-nucleotide messenger RNA. RefSeq lists its product as uncharacterized. The record is from RefSeq and is a predicted model, not a curated record. NCBI's taxonomy places the organism in Eukaryota, Fungi, Ascomycota, Dipodascomycetes, Dipodascales. Gene Ontology annotation, molecular function: phosphatase activity. Gene Ontology annotation, biological process: protein dephosphorylation.
AUGCACCGAACCAGCAUUGUGGAAGAGCUGGAACGUCACCAGCAGGACCAAAAGGCGGAUCAGGAGCCUGGCUCUGUGUCCGAUGCGAGCAAUUCCGCUCUGCAGGAGUCCUCCGAUCCUCGGCUCUCCACCACAGACAACACAAAUACUCCCGAAAUCAACGUCAACGAUCAGCAACAGGAACAGCAGGUUGCUUCUGGAGAAGACACCGACCCUCCCAGCCCACGCAUGAAGACCAUCGUCAAGCCGCCGCCCAUUAAGGUGGUGCCCCCGCUCAACUUUGGGCCAGUGGAGCGAAACCUGUACCGGUCUGGACAGCCCGAGCCCAUCUCUUUCCCAUUCCUUGAGAAGCUACGUCUCAGAACGAUUCUGUGGCUGGCCGUCGAGGACCCCAGCGACAACUUUCUGGCAUUCGCAGACGACCACGAGAUUGUCGUGCACCACCUGGGACUGGUCACCGAAGGAACCAACCCUUGGGAUCAGCUAACGGAGUCGUCCAUCGUGGCAGCCCUGCAAAUCAUCAUGGACAGAGACUCGUAUCCUUUGCUGGUGUGCUGUGGAAUGGGCCGCCAUCGUACAGGAACAAUCGUGGGCUGUCUGCGACGACUGCAGGGAUGGAACUUGGCCAGUGUCAGUGAAGAAUACCGACGAUACGCGGGAUCUCGAGGAGGUCGAGCUCUCAUCGAGCUACACAUUGAGGCGUUUGACACGUCGCGGAUCAUUGUGUAUCCAGAAAGCGCUCCCGAGUGGUGUUCUUCGUAG